GUCGAGUCACCACUGGAUGUGUUAUUCAACGUAACCUCUGCACUCACGGAGGUAACUGACAACGGAACACAAACAAAGAGUAUCAUUUCAGACUCGACAUCAAAAAGAGCAACAGAACAAAUGGCACAAGCAUCAUCUAAACAACCAAAUGUUGAUGCUCAACCAACCGUUGCGGAUGAUGAGAAAAUAGUGGUAAGUUGUGAUGAAAUACACAGAAGAGGAUAUUAUCCGAACAACACUCAUGAUGAGAGAUAUUCAAUCGCUUUCGUUAGAGUCGUUUACAAGGUGAAUUCGUGGGUUCAUUUCAAUCAACGGAUAAUUCCGUUAAAGUUUCAUUUGUUCAUUCAGAAUCACGAUAUUCCGUUGAAAACGAACCGUGAAAUGAUUACCAUAUUAAAAGCGUUAAAUGGCAGCAACAAUGUUGAGAUCAGCUCACCACCUGAAUCGCGGAUUCCCAAAUCCGACGACUGGACCUUUCGAGCACUUGGUCUUUUUCAAGAAUCAGAAGAAAAUGAUAACAGAACGCUGAACAUAGCGAAAGGAGGUACAUCAAAUGCAUUGUCACGAUCAUUCGUUGAAUUCAUCGUGGAUAAGCUCAAUUUAACAACUCUUUUGCAACGUUUCGAUACGAUUGGAUUAGGAAGUGAUGAAAUGCUCAUACAUACUCUGAACGCUGAAGAUGCACUCGGUUGCUCUGAUUCAACAUUGAUCAAGGCUGGCUCAGCAAAAAAAAUAAGCGAAUUGAAAUUAUUUGCAGAUGCUCCAGGUGGUUACACGAGGAAAUGUUUGGGUUUUAAUUAUCACUUGAUUACGAGAUACACAGUGUGGGAAUGGGAUAAUCUUCCGUGCCAUAGCAAAUUUUUUCGUCAUGCUGUUUGUAUAUUCGNUGUUGAAGAUUUGAAAGAAAUACGCGAAUCACCGUUCUUAUUCGCUAAUAAGAUGGUGCCGGAAAUCGAUUACGGCGUUAUUUCUUGUUGGGCGAAAGAGCUACACAAUAGAAUCUAUCGAAAAGAAAAUCACCCAAUUGACGUGAAUUAUUAUUCAAACUUGAGAAGCGUUGUUUUCCAUAACGACAAGCAAAAAUGGCGAUCCGAUAUGGAAGCAUUCAACUGCACUGGAUGA
Messenger RNA from Anisakis simplex (herring worm), 1122 nucleotides. The record is from the annotation of a GenBank genome assembly. NCBI's taxonomy places the organism in Eukaryota, Metazoa, Nematoda, Chromadorea, Rhabditida, Anisakidae.